AUGGAUCAGCAAAGUAGCAGUGGCAUAGAAUCAAAUAGUUCUUUCAAUGAUGACCAUAAUUCGCAACAUAUGAAAUCGCACACUCAAUCAAAUGCGACUAUUUCAACUGAUAAAAAACAAGUAAAUAUAAUAUUAUUGUUAAAUUUUGAAGAUGAAGAGCAAAGUAAAGAAUGUCAUUUGAAUGAUAUGAUUCAAGCAUAUAAGUCCAUUAUUAGUCAUAUUGGAGAAGACGUAGAACGACAAGGCUUGUUGAAAACCCCUGAAAGGGCCGCUAAGGCAAUGUUAUACUUCACCAAAGGAUACGAGCAAAAUUUAGAUGAUGUUCUUAAUGAAGCAAUUUUCGAUGAAGAUCACGACGAGAUGAUCAUUGUGAAGGAAAUUGAAAUGUUUUCUCUUUGCGAGCAUCAUUUAGUCCCCUUUUUUGGUAAGGUACACAUUGGAUACUUACCAAGUAAGAAAGUUUUGGGAGUUAGCAAACUGGCCAGAAUAGUGGAAAUGUUUUGCAGAAGAUUACAAGUACAAGAACGACUUACAAAGCAAAUAGCCACAGCGGUGCUUCAGGCUGCGCAACCAAAAGGCGUCGCAGUUGUCAUUGAAGCUUCUCACAUGUGCAUGGUAAUGCGUGGAGUUCAGAAGAUAAAUGCCAUUACAUCAACCAGUUGUAUGCUGGGCAUUUUCCGCGAUGAUCCAAACACACGCGAACAAUUUCUCAGUUUAAUCAAAAAGUAA
This is a messenger RNA of Thelazia callipaeda (thelaziosis nematode), 729 nucleotides long. NCBI's taxonomy places the organism in Eukaryota, Metazoa, Nematoda, Chromadorea, Rhabditida, Thelaziidae. The record is from the annotation of a GenBank genome assembly.